This is a messenger RNA of Psammomys obesus (fat sand rat), 8062 nucleotides long. RefSeq names its product chondroitin sulfate proteoglycan 4-like. Lineage: Eukaryota; Metazoa; Chordata; Mammalia; Rodentia; Muridae. The record is from RefSeq and is a predicted model, not a curated record. The coding region runs from base 1 to 7254 and encodes 2417 amino acids. The transcript has 10 exons.
AUGACCGUCGAACAGAAGCCCUUCCGGAAGACGCUGGUGACUGUUAAGGCCUCUUUGGGAGGCUGUUUGUGCUCACUCAGAUAUCAGCCCGCCAAGAGAAAUUCUACAUGCCGGAAGAUCCUGAGCCGAACUGAACGCUCAGCUGUGCCAGAUCUCAUCACAAACUCAUCUUUUUAUGGUGAAAGCUACGUGGGGCUCAACAUCACAGAAGUCUCCCCUGAGCUAUCGCUUCGAUUAAGAUUUCAAACUAGCAAGCCACAAAGUUUACUUUUUCUUGCAGCUGGGAAAAUCGACUAUUGCCUAAUAGAACUUCUGUCAGGAAUAAUACAGGUGAAAAUAAAUGUGGGCACCAGUGAACCAAUCCUCCUUUCUGAGCAAAGGCUCCACCUGGACAAUUUGGUUUGGCAUUCGGUGGAGCUGUACUAUGGCAAGGAGAACGUGUCCUUGGUCAUCGACAAGCAUUAUGAGACAGCUGGCCAGCUGGCUGCUGGGAUGCAGAACUUCACCUUUCACCAUGGGAUCUAUGUAGGAGGUCGCGGGGAACUCAGUGCUCCUUACCUGGACACAAAGACCCCCAACUUCCGCGGCUGCAUGGAGGGUGUGGUGUUUAACCAGAGGGAGAUCCUGACAUCCCUCAGGUCUUACCCUGGUUUUAAGAAGGUUUAUGAGGUAUCCCUGGGGUGUAACGAUGAGUUUUUUGCUGGGAAGAAUGAGGCUAUUAGCUUUUUCAGCUCUAGGUCCUAUGUCACCUUUCCAGAAUGGAAGGUCCGUGGCGAAGGGGUACUAAGGCUUGCUGUGCGAACUGGAACCUCACAAGCCUUGCUUUUAUUUCAGUCAGGCAGAGGGGGAAAUUAUGUUGCCUUGGAAAUCCAUGAGGGUCUGCUGAAGGCUCGUGUGGGAAGGGGCGAGACAAAAACGGAACUUUCAUCAUUCAGCUUGGUUAGCGACAACAAGUGGCACAUUCUUCAACUCAGAGUCACGGGGAGGCAUCUGGACCUCACGGUAGAUGGACGAGGGGUGCGGGCGGCGUUGCCCCUGCAGAGCCAAGUGUUUGUAUCUGAAGGCCCCCUGUUCGUGGGAGGCCUGGAUAACCGGAUGUGGGAGACAGUGAGGGGGUUAGAACUUGUGCCUGGGAAAUCUGCUCGAGGCCUCUCUCUGAAAGGUUGCCUGAGAGCCUUGGAAGCCAACCUGGAAAAGAGAGCAUUAAGGGAUGCACUUGUUUCCAAAGACGUUUCUGCUGGGUGUGCCGGUGAGGCUGUCCAUGGUACAGAGCCUUCUGUGGCUGUGGAAGACCUGCUCCAGCCAGGGCCAGCCACUUCCACUGCGGCUACGAGAUCCACUUCUCUGAAAAGUCAAACUGUUAGUUUCUUGGUUUUGAAUAAGUUAGAAGUCCAGGAAGGUGGACGAGCCUUACUGGGGCAAAGGCACAUCAAAGUGAACGUGGACUCAAUGGGUCUGGGCAUUGAUGAUUCCCAGACACUCUUUAAAAUACAGCAAAUGCCAGCUCACGGGUUCCUUCAAAUAGAUGUUUGGCCCGCACAAGAAAUGGAGAGGACUUUCACUAUAUCAGAUUUGAGGCAUGGGAACGUGUGGUAUGUCCAUGAUGGUGCAGAAGAGCCUACGGAUUCUUUCACAUUUUGGGUUUUUUCUAGUAGCAACAAGUCAGUGCCAUCCCAGCUGCAGGAUCCUGUUCCACACAUUUUUAACAUUAUUGUCCUUCCGGUGAAUGACCCCCCUUCCCUGAAGCUCCCAGAAGGGCCCUUGCUUCUCUUUGAGAACACCAAGCAACGCCUGACCCCCGGCGUGAUACAGGUGUCAGAUCCUGACACAGAUUCUCAGCAUCUCAGGUUUUCGGUUCUCAGCACCUUCAACGCAGAUGCUGGCUUUUUAGAACAUGCCAAGGACCCUGGGCGACCCAUCAGUGGUUUUACGCAAGCGGAUUUACAAGAGGGCAACAUUUUCUAUGCACACAGGGGUCAUCGAAACUCUCGGAUUGUUCUGAGAGCAACGGAUGGUGAGCUGGUUAGCAAUACUGUGGUGUUACGGAUCAAGGCUGUUCCUUGGGACUUUGAAGUGGCCGAUGGGACCGGCGUGGUGGUACCGCAAGGCGGCGCCGUUCUCAUCACUCGGAACAACUUGUCAGUGAAGGUGAAUGGCGGACCGCAUGAGAUGGACGCUCGCUACGACAUCACUCAUCCACCUCAGUUUGGCCAAAUUCAGCACCGGGGAUCCAACGGAGAAUGGAAACAAGUCAGUACCUUUUCUCAACGUUCCGUUGACCGGAGUCGAAUCCGAUACUACAGUUCAUUCAAGGAACCGCAGCAUGAAAACGCUACAGAUGGCUUUAAGUUUCAAGUCCGCCUAGAAGGAAGGGUAAGCAAAGAGCUCCUGUUUCCUGUGACUGUGCAGUGGCUGAAACCGACACUUCUGAAAAAUGUCCCUCUAGAGAUUAGCAGCGCAAACAAGGAAGUACUGGAUUCUGGUCAUUUGCAGGCUGCAACGGGGAGUCUGGAAGUAGCUGAGAGGGAAAUAUAUUUCAAGUUACUGAUUCCACCUGAGAAAGGAAAAUUGCUGCUUGGCAAUUGGGCUCUUAAAACGAGUUCUGUUUUCAGCCAAAAAAACAUUACAGACUCUAAGGUAAGCUAUGAGCCCCAGGGGUGGCCCAUGAAAGACUCACAGGAUACUUUUCGCUUUUCAAUUAUUGUAAAAAACAUAGAAUCAAAAGAUUAUCCCUUCAGGAUAAAUUUUAAAACAGAUAAGACACGUAUCAUUUUAACGAACACUGGAUUGUUUGUCAGAGAAGGAGAACAGACAGGAAUUACACAGUCAGAAUUAUUUGUUCAAACACUGGACAAUCAUGUCUUCCAGUAUAACGUCACCAAGAGUCCUCGCCAUGGGGAACUGAAAUUGCUCAGCUCCUCCCCUCCUCUGGGAAGUGACAAUAGCAUCACUGGAUUCACAGACGAAGACAUAGUGGGUGGAAGGCUGGUAUAUGUUCACGAUGACUCUGAGACACAGUCUGAUGAAUUCUUUGUUUUGGCCUCUGCCACAGGUCUGGGCCAGCAGGGAGGGGUCAGGAGCCUUGCCUCUGAGCACCUGUUUACAGAAAUCAAAGUCAGCAUUUCUGUUGAGUUGAAGAAUGAUGAGAAGCCAGUGCGUGUGGUAGAUAAGGUCUUCCACGUGGUGCGGGACAGUCAGCGCUUACUGACGCUAGCAGACCUCUGCUACCACGACCCUGACGUUGAUUUUGACGACGGCCAGUUGCUCUACACUCGGCGUGGCAUACCAAAUGGAGAUUUGGUGAAGGCCAGUGAGCCAUCUCAGAAGCUCUACCAGUUCAGACAGAAGGACCUGGAGGAAGGGCGCGUGCUCUUCCAGCAUCGCGGCCCAGACUCUGCUCGGUUCCUGCUGUUUGUGACAGACGGUGACCAUUACACGUCAUCCCUUUUCGAGGUCAGCGUGUCAGAGGCCUAUGUCCACAUAGUCAACAACACAGGUCUGCUCGUACCCAGAGGGAGGGACAGCUGCCUCACGACAACCAACCUGAGCGUCACCACAAACCAAGAUGUCAGAACAGACCAUGAGUUUGAAUUCCACAUCUUGCAAGCCCCCAAACAUGGCAGACUCCUGGUCAACAAUUCGGCGUUUCACUCGUUUUCCCAGCAUGACCUGAAGCAGGGACACGUGAUUUAUAGGCACAACGGCGAGGGCCACUUUGAUAUGUUUAACCUGACGGUGAAAGUUAAAGACACCUACUUGGAUGUGAGCAUCAGUGUUCAAGUGUCCUUGGACGGUCACCAGCAUCACACACAGACUCUGUACAGCAGGAGCCUUAGAGUUGAAGAAGGAAAACAAGUAAAACUGAGUAGAGGAAGGCUCCAGGCUGGGAAUGAAGAAGGUGUCCCUUCAGAGGCAGUGCUCGUAGUCAGAACCCCACCGAGGCACGGACACCUCCAAAAAUCCACAGCAGAAGACGUCGGCGUGGGAGCAGAUGGGAAGUCCCCGCUGAGCUUCACCCAGCAGGACAUUGACGAUGGCAAUGUCCUCUAUAUACAGACAGCUCCCGGCCAACAAAAGGAUCAGUUCACCCUGGAAGUGAUCAAGGACUCCCAGGUGGUCGGGAGAGUGGAGAUGCUCUUGGAUAUCAUCCCGAGGUGGAUACCUCUGGAGGUGCAGAAUCUCACAGUUCAAGAAGGGGGCUCCAGAGCUCUUCUGCAGGAUCACCUCCGGAUCCCGAGCAAGUAUUUUGAGAGUCUCGCCUGCGAAUUUGUUCUCCUCGAGCCACCAAAGCAUGGUUACGUUGAAAGCUCCAAGUUUCCAAGAGUGAAGCUAAUGAAAUUUUCCAGGAAACAGGUGGAGCAGAAGUUGAUUUACUACGUUCAUAAUGGCAAUGAGGAGUUUCUGGACAGUCUCACCGUCUUGGCAAACAGCUCCGAGCUUGGGAAACAGAGUCUGCCUCAGACUCUUUUUGUGACUAUUGAGUCUGUAAAUGACGAGGCUCCGGUAAUAACAGCCAAUAAAAUCCUCCAGGUGUGGGUGAAUUCUGUCACUGAGGUGACCAGAGAUGACCUGUGUGCAGAAGAUGGGGACUCCUACCCAGAGGACUUGGUCUACCGGGUCACUCCUCCCAGCAACGGGCAUCUGGCUCUCAAGUCCAUUCCUGGCAGAAGCAUCCAGAACUUCACUCAGGCUCAGAUUGAUGGCGGUCAGCUCGUGUUUGUGCACUCUGGAGCCAUGUCAGGAGGCUUUAAUUUUCAGGUUACAGAUGGUUUGAAUUUUGCACCUCGACAAAUCUUUAGCAUCACCGCCCGAGCUCUGAUCAUUAGCUUAGAAGUCAACAGAGGACUGAGUGUCUUUCCAGGUUCCACAAAGCCGCUUUCGUCUCAUGACCUGAGAGCUGUGACCAAUGACAAGGCAGGAAACAGAACUGUAACGUUCACAGUUGUCAGUUCCCCUAGACUUGGGAGGCUGCUGAAGAUGAACUCUGACAACCACACGGAGGAUGUUUCCGUCUUUACCCAGUCUCUGGUCAGUGAAGGGCUGAUACUGUACCAGCACAUGGAUCUUGAGAACACAGGGUGGGCCUCAGAAGACUCCUUCACAUUCACGGCUUUCUCCCCUCCUGCAGCCCUGGGCCCUGAGGACUUCCGGAUUACCAUUUCAUAUGAAACAAAUGAGUCAGGCCGACAAAGCCAGCUGCUUGCCAAUACAGGAGCCUUUGUCAAAGAGGGAGAUAAAGUUCUCAUUGACCAAUCUAAGCUAGAUGCUUCCAACCUCUUGCUUCAACUGCCCCAGCCUCAGCGUUCUGCCCAUGAAAUCUGGUUCCAGGUCACAGUGCUUCCUCGCCAUGGAACCAUUAUGGUGGGAGAAAGAAACCUUACCACAGGAAAACCCUACUUCUCCCAGCAUGUAGUUAAUGCAUUUGGAGUCACUUAUCUUCACGAUGACUCUGAAUCACUAGUGGACAGUUUUACCUUUGCUGUUUGGCCAAACCCAAAGAGCAAGUCCACCAGUAAGCCGGAGGCCAACUUUCUGGAAGAGAUGUUCAACAUCACCAUCACCCCUGUGAAUGAUCAGCCUCCAGAAUUAAAGACCAGAGGGCUUCGGCUGACAGUUCUGCAGGGCAGUAGGUUGGUGGUGGGACCUGAAAUUCUCAACGUAGAAGAUCCAGACAGUCCUUCACACGAAAUCCAAUAUGUGGUCAUCCGUCCACCCAACAAUGGCUUCUUAGCAAUGGCUCAUGAUCCACGCACCGCCGCUCACCACUUCACACAAGCCGACAUCAACAACGCUCAGGUGUGGUUCACACAGGACGGCAGCCCAUCCUCUGGAGCGUUUUAUUUUAGUGUGACUGAUGGUGAUCACCGCCCUCUCUAUAAGCUUUUCCAUCUGGAUGUCAUCCCCAUCUCCAUCACUCUUGCGAACCUCACAGACCUGCUUCUCCCACAGGGCCAGACAACUGUCCCCAUCACCAGUGCCCAGCUUUCAGCAGUGACCAAUAGUAGGAGCCGUCAGAUCACCUACAGGAUGACACAACCCCUCCAAAAUGGCCACUUGCUGCUGGAAAACCAGCUGGUCACGAGCUUUGGACAGGAGGAUUUGGACUCUGGAAGACUUUUUUACCACAUGACCAAUCUCACUGCCUCAGAAGAUCAGCUGCGGCUCUCAUUGUUUACAACGGAGAGCAACUUGACAGAGCAGACGCUGAGCAUCAGAGUGCAGCCUUUAGUGAGGGUUACACCGAACCUGCAAAUCGCCAACGGGGUGGCUCACCGGCUUCGGAAAGAGGAUCUGGAUGCAACCGAACUUGCUAACAGGACUAGCAGUGACCCCACGUUUGAAGUGAUACAGCCACCCACCCACGGGCGACUUGUUCGCAGUGCGCUUGACAGCCCUGUGGUGGAAGAGGUCACGCGGUUCACCCAGACAGACAUCAACCAGGGGCAGCUGGUGCUUGAGCCGCAUGCUAAUCUAACGGGCACCUUUACCCAGAAUGACUCCUUUACCUUCUCGCUCAGGGCAGACCGUGUGCAGCCAGCAACAGGUUAUCUGGCCUUCACCAUAGUGCCACCAGACCCCUUACCUUUACAAACAUUUACGCCAGGCGUGCCUUUGUUUGUCACUGGAGAGAACCCUGUGGCCUCCGUUUGCCCUCAGAAACAACUUACAGCUUCUGUUUUAACACAGACAGAGGCUCCAGGGAAUCUGACCCAGAGCAAAGGGCAGGGGACAGAUUCCUGGGGACAGGUCGGUGGCAAAGAGCCAACUGUAGGUGGCAAGGUCUCCCCCACUAAGGUCAUUUGGCCAUAUGCCGCCACCGAAGUCCUUUCUGGGGGGGGCACGCAGCCUGGAGAGAGCAGUUUCCUGCUGAUGGUCGCCCUCCCCUUGGCUGCUGUGUUCUUCCUCCUGACAGUGACUGCGGUGGCCCUGUGUGUUUGGCUGCUGAGCCGAAAGGAGAACAAACCUAAACCUCUUCUCCAGCCGAAGACCAGCCUCGAAUCCCCAUUGCCAAGCUGUAGAGCAGAGAGGAUUGGAGCCAUCCCCACCGUCAGGGUGACACCCCUUAUGAGAAACUCCAGAUGCCCUGCUACCAGUCUGUUUAGGCCUCAAGCCUACGAUCAGGCUCCCUCUCUGGGGGUAGAGCCUAUAGAGAAAUGCGCUGCCUGGGAGGCUUGGGUGAACCUGGAUCCUGACAUGGCCGAGCUCUGUCGGCAAACCAACCCAGCACUGAAACACAACCAGUACUGGGUAUAAACGGGGAACCCCACCUCCCACCCCACCUCACCCUCGUCCUCCCUCCCUCCUUCUCUUCUCCUUCACCUCUCUCCUCUCCCCCGUUUCUCUCCCUCUCUUCCCUCUACUUCUCCCACCUUCCCCCCAUCUCUGUCUUUCCUUGCUCUUAUUGACCACUUACUGUGUAUAGGUACUGAGCACGGCACUGGGCUAUUCUGAUGGAGUCAUGCAGAUUGGAUCCAAGUCUGCCCCUUGUAAUGCACCUGGCUCAGUCAGCGGUGCUGUGGGUGAGCUGAGCACUGUAACUCAUGGUCCCAGAUUGUGUCCCCUUUUCUGGAUCUGGCUUUCUCCACACAUGCGCUUCUGUUAAAAUUAAACUGCAAACCAGGCGCUGCAGCUAUAAUCCCAGCUCUGGGAAGCAGAGGCAGGCAGACCUCUGUGAGUUCAAGGCCAGCCCGCUCUACAAAGGGAGUCCAGGAAAGCCAGGGAAACCCUGUCUCUGAAAAUCAAAAACCAAACCAAAACAAAAAAAAGAAUUAACUGCACUAAGGUACUACUUAGCACCGGGGCCAGAUUGGAAGCAGUGCAUUGACUUGGGGCUUGGAGUUAAAGGAGGAAGGUUUGGGUGCUUCUCAUGGAAGAUUUACUCUCAGUGAGUCAGCAGGAAGUGCCAAUUCUGUCUCUGCAAAUGUCACUUACCAGUGAGUUUGUUUAUAUGAUACUUAUAGAUCAUCCUUCUCUUCUGGGAACUCUUCUUUGGUUGGUUGCCUUGUUCUGAUAGCGGGGCAAACUGACCUCCUUUGAGAAUAUUCAUUAAAUACAUUGUAUU